Molecule: messenger RNA, 309 nt
Organism: Loa loa (African eye worm)
Lineage: Eukaryota; Metazoa; Nematoda; Chromadorea; Rhabditida; Onchocercidae
Exons: 3
Coding region: 1-309 (102 amino acids)
Source: RefSeq, a predicted model, not a curated record
AUGGGGAUGAAAAUUAAUUUUAAUGCUGCUUGUCAAAUCGAGCCAAUACGUACGGUAGCACGUCGUGGUACGCCACUCAACAUUCACUUCUCGAUAAAAAUGUCAAUGGAACUAGAUUUUGCACUGCGUGAUUGGCGUAAGAGUGAUGUUAUUGCGUUCCCAAUGAUGCGUGAUAGGAACGCUUUGGUAAUUGUUCCGGUUAUAGAAGAGUCACUGUUUCGUGACACCACAAUUGUUCUAGUCCAUGGUAAUAUGAUCAAGGGCAUCGGCUUCAUGGUUUGGAAACAUGCUCGACAAGCGCAAUAUUAG